Messenger RNA from Populus euphratica (Euphrates poplar), 5475 nucleotides. RefSeq names its product probable splicing factor 3A subunit 1. Bases 311 to 2728 code for a protein of 805 amino acids. Gene Ontology annotation, cellular component: U2-type prespliceosome; U2 snRNP; catalytic step 2 spliceosome. The transcript has 10 exons. The record is from RefSeq and is a predicted model, not a curated record. Gene Ontology annotation, molecular function: RNA binding; protein binding. Gene Ontology annotation, biological process: mRNA cis splicing, via spliceosome; regulation of alternative mRNA splicing, via spliceosome. NCBI's taxonomy places the organism in Eukaryota, Viridiplantae, Streptophyta, Magnoliopsida, Malpighiales, Salicaceae.
UUGUUUUAUCUUUCCCGUAUCAUAAAAUCUUGACUGGAUCUCUCUUACGCUCUCUGCCUUUCUCUCUUUUUGUAUAAAACCCUAGCAGAUCGAAAUUCCCUAAUCUGAAUUCUUUCUACUCCAUAUGAUUAGGGUUUUCCAUUUUGAGAUGAAUGAAGAAUUCAGUGACUGGUUUUAAUUGAGGUUGGGUUUUUUCUGGACUGGGAAACUGGUAUUUUUAACUAAAGAAUUUGUGGGGAUUUCUUUGGCGAGGAGCUGGUUUGAUGUGGGUUGUUUUUGGGAUUUUUGAUUGAGACUUGGAGUGAAAAUAAUGUCUUCCACAGCAAUCUUACCGCUUCCAGCACCUCCUGUUAAUGGAGAUGGGUCUCCUCCUCCACCCUCGCAAGUGGUAGAACAGCAGCCGAGGGAGGAUAGACCAGCAAGUGAGGAGCAGAGCAGAGCACCAGUUGCGACCCAUACGAGAACUAUUGGAAUUAUUCAUCCUCCACCUGAUAUUAGGAGUAUUGUUGAUAAGACCUCGCAAUUUGUGGCAAAAAAUGGACCUGAGUUUGAGAAGAGGAUUAUUGCAAACAAUGCUAAUAAUGCCAAGUUCAAUUUUUUGAAUCCAUCGGAUCCAUAUCAUGCUUAUUAUCAGCAUCGUUUGACAGAAUUUCGUGCACAGAAUCAAGCUCCUGGACAGCAGCCUACUUCACAGCCUGCGGAUUCAGCUGCUCCUGAUUCAGCUCCAAAACCUGAUUCAGCUGCUGAUGAAAAUGAAGCAGCUACGAAACCGGAUCCUUCAGCCCAGUUUAGAUUACCUCCUCCUAAGGUUCUUGAACCCCCAGAAGCUGAGCAGUAUACUGUUCGGCUUCCAGAAGGAAUUACUGGAGAGGAACUUGAUAUUAUUAAGCUCACGGCUCAGUUUGUAGCUCGAAAUGGGCAAGCAUUCUUGACUGGAUUGACGAAUAGGGAGAUGAACAAUCCUCAGUUCCACUUUUUGAAGCCAACCCACAGCAUGUUUACCUUUUUUACUGGACUUGCUGAUGCAUAUUCUAAAGUUUUGAUGCCUCCCAGGGGUUUGACUGAGAAGCUGACAAAGAGUGUUGAUGACAUGACCACUGUGCUUGAAAGGUGCUUGCAUCGCCUUGAAUGGGAACGCUCACAGGAGCAGGCAAGACAGAAAGCUGAGGAUGAGAUUGAACAGGAGCGGAUGCAAAUGGCAAUGAUUGAUUGGCAUGAUUUUGUUGUGGUUGAGACUAUAGACUUUGCAGAUGAUGAAGACGAGGACUUGCCCCCUCCAAUGACACUUGAGGAAGUUAUAAGGAGGAGCAAGAUAUCUGCUAUGGAUGAAGAUGAAAUCAUUGAGCCUGGAAAGGAGGUGGAAAUGGAAAUGGACGAAGAAGAGAUGCAGCUUGUUGAGGAAGGCAUGAGGGUUGCAAGUAUUGAAGAGAAUGAUGGUGAGAAGGGCACAAGAACAAAUGAGGAACAAGAACCACCUAUGAGGAUUGUGAAGAACUGGAAGAGACCCGAGGAGAGGAUCCCUGCUGAAAGAGACCCAACAAAGUUUGUUGUUUCUCCUAUCACUGGUGAGCUAAUUCCAAUUAGUGAGAUGUCCGAGCACAUGAGAAUUUCUCUCAUUGACCCCAAGUACAAGGAGCAAAAGGAAAGGAUGUUUGCCAAGAUUCGGGAAACUACUCUUGCACAGGAUGAUGAGAUCUCUCGUAACAUAGUGGGACUGGCACGCUUGAGGCCUGAUAUCUUUGGCACCACAGAGGAAGAAGUUUCUAAUGCAGUGAAGGCUGAAAUUGAGAAGAAGAAAGAUGAGCAGCCAAAGCAGGUCAUAUGGGAUGGACACACUGGUAGUAUUGGGCUCACUGCAAACCAAGCUAUGUCUCAGAAUGCUAAUGGCGAGGAUCAAAAUGAAGCUGUUAACAAUGAUGUAAGGAACCUUCCUGGUCCAGCAGCUCCUCCUCCCCGACCUGGUGUGCUGACUGUCCGUCCCCUCCCUCCACCACCAGGACUGCAGUUGAAUCUUCCUCGUGCACCUCCAAAUACAGUUCAAUAUUCUGGUCCCACUGCUGGGGCAUAUCUUGUACAUCCGCAAAGACCAGUCAGUAUUCCAAUUAUGCAGCCAAAUUACCCCCCUCCAAUGCAAAUGGCACCCGGACAGCAACACAUUAUGGUAAAUCGACCCCCCCCUAUGCCUCCAUCAAUGUCUGGGAAUCCAGGUGUCCCUGUGCCGCCUCCACCUGGAUCGGAAUAUAAUUCCAUGGCAGUUCCUCGAUCUUUUGCCCCUCAUCCUGUCUCCCAACCUGGAUUGCAUAUGAUGCCUCCACCACCUCCGUUGCCUCAAGGAAUGCCUCCACCACCCCCACCUGAGGAUGCUCCUCCUCCACUUCCAGAUGAGCCAGAGCCGAAGAGGCAGAGGCUUGAUGACUCUGCGCUUGUUCCUGAAGAUCAGUUUCUGGCUCAACAUCCGGGACUUGUGCGUGUCACCGUUGCUGUUCCCAAUAUUGAUGAAGGAAAUCUCAAAGGCCAAGUUCUGGAGAUUACAAUGCAGUCCUUGUCUGAAACUGUUGGCAGCCUAAAGGAGAAAAUUGCUGGAGAGAUCCAACUUCCUGCAAACAAACAGAAAUUGAGUGGAAAAGCUGGUUUUCUCAAGGAUAAUAUGUCACUGGCAUAUUACAAUGUUGGACCAGGAGAAUUGCUGGCUCUCUCUUUGAGAGAGCGUGGUGGUAGAAAGAGAUGAAGAGGCUUCUCGAUGUGGCCCCAUUUACGGUUUUUGAUAGAACUUUCUCAUAUCAGAGAUUUUCAUAUAUUGCUGUGGAACUUUGUUAUUUUGCUCCUUUGAUGCUAUGCUGGAAAUUAUAAUGGCUGUGUUGUUAGCAUGAUUAUAUUUUUCGUUGCUGCUAUGUAGAAUUGUCAUAUUUUAACUGAUAGCAAGUGGUAUCUAAUACAGAUUGGCGUCAUGGCAAGUGUUUCUUAAAGGGCAAAUGUGAAGUAGGCCAUUUUCUUUUGCUUAGGCAGGACAAGCCAUCUGCUUACAUCACCAACUACAGCUUCCUUCUGCAUGUGGAGUUAUUUCUCUGGAAAAUAAGUCCUUCAUGGUCUUAUUUCACUCUUGAUCGUUCCUUCUCGUUGUCAAGAACACAUAUUUUAUAAACUCAAUUUUUUCUGCUAAUUUUUAGUUAUUUUUGCUCCAAGUUAAUUUCUUGGAAAAUGUAGUGGUGAAGGGUGAUUUACUAGAACUAGGCUUUGUUUUGUAGGUGAGUGAUUAUGCCUGGGCAGUAGAGUUCAGUGGGUGCAUGCAGAUUAUACUGAGCACCCAACUUGCUUUCUCUUGUCAAGGGUUUAUCCUUCAAUAAUUUGUUUCUAUUUUGCUGUCAUGCUUUCCUCUAACUAGCCAAGUAGCUCGCGCUGAGUUGGUGUUUUCUGAUACUUUUCUUCUACGGAGACAGAAAAAGCAAUUAGUUUGUAUGGAUGGAAUGAUCUCUGCAACCUAGUACAUUUCUGUUGCUUAAAACCGCUGAGCUGGAAUGAUCUCUGCAACCUAGUACAUUUCUGUUACUUAAAAUCUCCAAUCAUUUAUUGAGGUUCAUCACAAUUACAAUGAGGCUGUCAAUUGGCUUCAUUAUUUAUAUUUUCCUUCUGGGAUGAAGCAUGCUGAUCGUUGUUCUUAGGUGGGAUAUGCAGGAAACAGCAUGUAAAUCUAUACCAUUAUCAGACCUUUUGUUCGGUUAUCCUCUCUGGUAUUUUCCCUUAUGUGUUACUCCUCAGUGAGCUGAAAAACUGGAAUUAGAAUCCGUUGGAACCGGCGGCCACCAGUAAUUGCUUGUCUGUUGGCCGUUUUAGCUAAUUUGCGUGGGUUCUUUAUUUUUCUAGCUAUAAGCUGGUUACCAUUGCAGCAUUUCAGGUUCUUUUAGCCCUCUGCAGCUUAGUUUAUUUGCCAUUUCCAUGUUUAAUGUAAACCAUUAUCAGAAUUGCCGUUUAUCCUUAACCUGCUUUUCUUGGUCUACAGGCCGUUGUCCUUUACCCGGGCACGGGUAUCGGUUCCAUCUACCCCUAACGUUCCGUAGACAAUUGUAGUGUUACUACUUUCAUGUUACAUCACAGCAAAGAUUGAAUCAGAAAAUGAAGACGAAAAAAUAAAUCUUAAUGAGCAGAAUUGGACUCGGUGAAUCCAUUAUCAUUAUCAAAAUCACCUAUUAGACCAAUGGAGCUAAUUCUAGACUGGAUAACAUCAGGCGUUGAUAAAAAAGAAUUACAACAUAUUCAGCAAAAAUUUACAAUAUAGUUUUUUACGAGGAAUAUCCACUCAGCCAAGAAGAAAAAGCACCGUGGACCCAGCACAAAACAUCCUUCUUUGCUGUCUAAUUGCCAACCACUUGCGCAGAUAAGGUUGUUGUGGUUAUAUCAUAUACUCUAUACUUCCACUACAAAUGUGCUGGUGUAUUAGAGGAGACAGGGAGGAAGAGUGAGGAUGUCAGAAGCUGGCCAUUUGGUAUCUGCUCAAAGCAUCAAAGAAUUUACAACCAUCUAUCCAUCGAACACAAGAAGAUCACAAAGGUUGACGUUUCAGAGAUCCAAAAUCAUAGCAGCUUCAAAAAGAAAUGACUUCCCGCCGAUAAGCAAGAGAAAUUCCAGGGCUCCCCGCCGUUUGGUUACAAUAUCAACCUCAGAUGGGAGAUGGCAAGGGAAAUGGACUUCUGACUACCUACUGUCUCUUCAAGACCUGAAGUUAGAAGACUUGAUCGAAGAUGAACAAAAAGAUGCUGAGGUUUCUGUUAAUCUCUCCGUUCAAAAGCAUGCUGGUUUUGGUUUCUCAGUGGAUGGAAGGAUCAUCACAUCUUUCACAAGAAAAUGCAGCAACUGUUUUUCCCCAUACUGUAGAAAGAUUGAUACAACCUUCAAUGUUUGGGUUCUUCCAUCAAGAGCCACUCGUGAAGUUCAUCUGCCUGACAUUGGUGGCGACGACCCAUCAUUAAGUCCCUUAAACCUCUCUCCCCCCACCCCCACGGUACCUUCUCUCUCAGACAUGUAAUUAACAUAAUUGAUCGUGCAGGUUAUAUACGUGAAGCCUGGAUAUGAAGCUGAUCUUGACUCGUUGAUACAAGACACAAUAAGGCUUACCACCUCAGUCAAAGAUACUUGCUCAGAAUCGUGCGAGAAAUCCAAACCCAAAUUGAUACAUAUCGGUGGACAGAAAGCAGCUUCUAUUGAUAAGAGGUGGUCUAUACUCCUGGAGCUGAAGAAGGAAAAUUUGUGAGAAAUAUAUACCUUUAUGUUGUCAACGAGCAUUGAAUGUGUUGUGCCAUGUGCUUAGCUCGGAAUAUAAUGGGAGGAUGGAUCUAUUCAUUGCCUUUGUUCAUUGCUGGUAUUGAGUUACUGGUCUCCUGAUAGAAAAAUGUAGAUUAACUAUGAACCAUUGCUGCUGAAACACAGAUUACUUCUACGGCAAUUUACUUGGUAUAUCAUGAAACUUCACCAACUGAGACC